AUGGCCGCUACAAGCAAUCCCAGUAUUGGUGGGCAACCAUUGCCUCAGAAACCCGAGGAGCAAACUCCUCGUACUGAGGAAUAUCCCCAACAACCUGCAAAGCAGCCCAUGACGGCAAAGGCGACAAGAUGCAACGAGGAAUUAGCCAGACAGGCUGCUGACGCCCAAGCACCUCCCCGGAGGCCUAGAGGACGCCCUCGUGGGAGCAUGACUGCUAGGAGGGCGGAACAAGCAUCACAGUCGAAUCAGCCAAGUCCUCAGAGGAGUACCCGGGUUGAGGCCACUGCCAACCUGACUGUAGACUUGCCUAUAGGAACGAGUAAUAAUCGAGCCCCUCCAGUGGCACAGAACCCGAAUCUUGAUACUACAAGAAACAACCCAGAACCUGACCGGGUAAACUCUAGGCCAUCCAGGCCCGACAAUGGGAGACAACCCCCGCCGCCCAUAAGGCAUCCACCAUCUCCAAUAAGGCACCCUUCGCCAGUCCAAGAGGUCACACGAAAUACACCACAGAGGCCAUCUUGCAGCGGCAGUCGAGAUGGAAACCGACAGGCUAGGCCUGGACAGGGGAACGAAAGAGAGGAAACCCGAGAUCGCAGGGCUCUUCAGCCAUCAGGAAGCCAAAUGUCAAGAUCACAAACUGCUAGAACAGGAAGGCUAGCAGGGGACCCACCUCCUAAUCACCGAGCCACACAUCAAAAGAAGGCUAAAAGUUAUGUAAGAGAAAGGUAA
Molecule: messenger RNA, 732 nt
Organism: Humulus lupulus (European hop)
Lineage: Eukaryota; Viridiplantae; Streptophyta; Magnoliopsida; Rosales; Cannabaceae
Exons: 2
Coding region: 1-732 (243 amino acids)
Source: RefSeq, a predicted model, not a curated record